This is a messenger RNA of Schistocerca nitens (vagrant locust), 3745 nucleotides long. Its product is annotated as kinesin-like protein KIF22. Gene Ontology annotation, molecular function: ATP binding; microtubule motor activity; microtubule binding. The record is from RefSeq and is a predicted model, not a curated record. The transcript has 17 exons. The coding region runs from base 604 to 3444 and encodes 946 amino acids. Gene Ontology annotation, biological process: microtubule-based movement; mitotic spindle organization. Lineage: Eukaryota; Metazoa; Arthropoda; Insecta; Orthoptera; Acrididae.
GUUGGGAAUAAGUCUUCUCAUUUGAAGGCUCUUUCAAAGUGAAGAUGUUUCCAGUGACGACUUUUUGUGUUCUACAUGUUUUGACAGAAUAACAACAAUGAUAGUAUCUGAACAAGGUGAAGCCUCCCAUGGUGCAGAUUUUGCAUCAGUAGUGGAAGAAUUACAUACCCUGAAUCAGUCAACUACAGAGCUGAAGUUAAAGCCAAGAAACAUGCAACAUUUUUGGAGUCAUGAGGAGUGUGUUGAAGUUCUGGCAAGGCAGUACUACUAUGCAAGUAUGCACAUGAAAAAUUCACCAGGCUGCCUGCUGUUUUUUGUCAAGACAUGAAAUUCAAGUCAGGACAUGAAACCCUCCCUCCCCCCACAGCCUGCCCGUACUGCAAGUCUGUCACUGUGCGUUUGGCUCUGUUCAAGUUAACUGCCUAGUGUUUUGUGGAGGAAGAAAUUGAAAUUAAAAGGGCAAAGCUUGAAUCAGAUUUCAAGUGGGUCAAACAAUACUGGGUACAAGAAGUUUCCAUUAUUUUAAGCCAGCUUCUUGUGAAGAAAUUACAGCCAAACGAUUAUUUACAUGUUAUGAAUUGAAAGUUUGCACGCUUUCUUAAAAUGAAGCAGUCAGUCAAACCAGUUACGGUGGCACUCAGAGUUAGGCCUUUAACAGAAAGUGAGAGAACUCGUUCCAUUGCGAGCAUUAUUAAGCAACCUAGCAAUCCAAAGGUUGUUAUUAUAGGAGAGCGUGGAUUUUCUUUUGAUCAAGUAUUUAUCGAGGAAGGGCAGGAGACCAUUUUUAAUUUACUUAUGACACCUGUCAUAGAGAAGUUAUUACAAGGUGUUAAUUGUUCUGUUAUUGCCUAUGGACAAACAGGAACCGGAAAAACAUACACAAUGGGAACAGAACCACAGGCCUUUGGUGACACUUUAAACUCUGGUCUUAUAUCAAGAACAGCUGAAAGAUUAUUUGAAAGCUGUAUCAUCUCUGAUGAUACGCUGACCAUAUCUGUUUCCUUUGUGGAAAUAUAUAAUGAAGAGGUAUUUGAAUUAUUAACUGACCAACCAGUGAGACUGGAUGUGAAAGGUUUUCAGAUUCGAGGCCUGAUGUCUGUACCAGUGAAAACAAUGGAUGAUGUUGGCAACCUUUUAUGCAAGGGAACUAAUAAUCGUCAUACAAGACCAACACUUCUUAAUAGCAGCUCCUCUAGAUCGCACGCCAUAUUCACUUUUAGAUUAUGUCGGCACAUUGGAAAUGAUGUACUACUGUCAGAGUUACACAUGGUAGAUCUUGCAGGAUCAGAAAGAGCAAAGAGAACAGGCACCUGUGGUGAUGCUUUCCAGGAAGCUGUAUGUAUCAAUAGAGGCCUGCUGGAGCUGGGAAACGUAAUUCAGAGCUUAUCAUCAGGCCGUCAUGGAAAUCAUGUUCCAUAUCGAAAUUCUCUUCUCACUUCUGUGCUACAUGGCUCUUUACAGAUUCAUAAUAUGAUUGCCAUGAUAGCGUGUGUAAGUCCUUCAGAACUUGACAUGGCUGAGACUCUCAACACACUUCGUUUUGUUGAGAAAUCCAAGAAGGUUAUGCAGGCGAUUGAGAUAAAUAAGGUUGUCCAACGCCACAAGAAUAAAGCCAUACCAAAUUCAUCUGCAAUUCGUCCCAGAUACCCACUUGCUCUACACAACUAUCAGUAUAGUUCUGUUGCAGGAAAUGCAGAAAACAGGCAGUGUGGAACAGCUAUAUCAUCAGGUCCUUUUGAUAGUGUGUGUUCCCUGAAUACAGAGGAAAACAUCUCGUCAAAAGUGAAUGAUGGAAGUGGAUUUAUUAGUCCCAUUGUGAAGAGGUGCUGUGACCAGAUUGAAAGUAACCUCAAUGAGAAAAUAGAGCAAAUUGUGCUGAUGACUGUACAGAAGGAAAAGAAAACUAGAAAUUGCGUUGCAAACAAUGUUUCUGCGAUGGUUUAUAGUCCACUGCUCCACAACUCUAGAGAACUGCUGCCUCUUUCAAAUGACAGAAAGACAGUGUUUCGGAAAGAGAUUGAGAAAUUCCAAGAACAAAUGCGAGAAGCAAUGAAGUUAGAAAUGAGAAAUAUUAUCCAAGAAGAGGUAAAAGUAGCACUCACUAACACUAUUUGCUCAACUGUUGAAGUCUUGCAUAAGAAAAAAUGUAGUCCUGGACGAGCAGCACCACUAUUGUGUCGUAGGCUGGAUUUUGAACACAACACAUCAGCCACAGUAGGUCAAGAAGAUAUAAAAGCCCAGCCAAGGCGCUCUCUGCGUAUAUUUGGGAGGGAGAAACAAAAUAUUUCUUCUUGUAAAAGAAACAGUCUAGCUACUAAAGACAUUCUGCCAAAUGUUGAUUUUAGGGAAAAUGGUAGGCAGAUGCUUUGCAGCACACCAUUGCCCUUCCCUUUCAUUUCCUUGGGAAAAGAAAAGACACAGGAUGAACUAAUCACUCCAAAGAAAGGAUCAUUCCUGUCUCCAAAGAGAUAUGACUGCAUUCCUGACAGUUUGGAUUAUGGAGGUACAUGUGACGCUCCAGAUUACUGUAGAGGAGACAAAACAAACAGUGUGGAAGCACAGAAUACAAGGCCUCGGCGCUCUAUGCGACUUUCUGUGAAAUAUUUGAAUAAUGGGGAAGAAUCAGUUAGAAUUCAAUACAAUCGAACCAAUGCUGCACUUCCCACACCAAAUGGGAACCUCUCAACUCAACAUAGGAAUUUACAGGCACAGAAUACACCAAUAUUGAGAACGAAUACAGGCCAAAUUAAUCUGGGCAGUUAUGAUCCUGUUAGUCAGUGUUGUCAUGCAACAGAAAUUAUUACAGCUGAUCACAGUCCAUUGCCUGAACAGAAGUCCCUACAGGCAUUUGAUUCAGUGAUACAAACUGGCAACCACCAUACUAUCCAUACUCGAAGUGAUUCUCAUCUUCACAGAUACAACAAUCAUCAUUAUUCUCAUACUGUAAGAGGAAGCUAUCUUAAAGAACAAACUGAUGAUUUUACGGCACUCAACAGUCACGUCAUAUCUUCAUCUCAGGAGCAACAACAAAGUGCGGUUGGCAGUAUUGCAAGAACAGAUAAAAUAAAUCAUCAUAGUCAAAAGGUUGUGUUGAAGAACAGAAACAAGAGGUGCAGAAGAAAAAUUAAUCAUCAUAAAAGUCCAUUUAGAAGAGAAAGCAUCAAAACACCUAAAAAAAUAAUCAUGAUGAAAGAACUUGUAGCACAUAAUGUUGGCAAUAAUAUUCAUCAGGAGCAUAUGAACCGAAUAAUUUCUUUACUAAACACAGGUAGCACAAGAGAAUUACAGAAGCUACCAACUAUUGGACCAAAAACAGCUUUAAUAAUUAAUAAUUACAGAAACUUAUCUGGGGAAACAUUUGAAUCAGUAGAUGACUUAAGAAAAAUUCCUGGUUUAAAUAAAAACUUUCAUGAGAAAUUUGCCCUGGCAAACCUUGUCAUAUGAAUCAUCCCUGAAGAUAUAACCACAGGCCACCAAUAUUUUACACUGAAAUGAAAACACAAAGGGUACUUGCAGUGUAUUGUGUGCAGUUAUUUCACUUUAGAGAAAAUGGUAAUAUACAGAAUAGGAGGCUCAAGGGUGCCUCAUAAGCACUCUUAAAGCUCACAUUUUCUGAACUGCAAAUGUGUAAUUUUUGUAUAUUUUAAGAACUUAAGUUUUUUGAUCUUAUUACACUAGUCUUGUAAUUGAUGUUCGAAACUUUAGAUAUUUUCUUUAUCUAAUAAAUGAUAUGUACUAUUGUCAA